Vitis vinifera (wine grape) is the source of this 3021-nucleotide messenger RNA. RefSeq names its product PAP-specific phosphatase HAL2-like. The record is from RefSeq and is a predicted model, not a curated record. Lineage: Eukaryota; Viridiplantae; Streptophyta; Magnoliopsida; Vitales; Vitaceae. The transcript is spliced from 3 exons. The coding region runs from base 983 to 2353 and encodes 456 amino acids. Gene Ontology annotation, molecular function: 3'(2'),5'-bisphosphate nucleotidase activity. Gene Ontology annotation, biological process: phosphatidylinositol phosphate biosynthetic process; sulfate assimilation.
UUUUUCACCUAGGGUUUCCUUGUCUUCCAGUAUCCAAAGUUUCAAAAAGGGCGGCCUGCCUUCUUUUUCACCCCAAUUUCUUAGCGAAACCUAUCAGCAUGUGCCCAGAGUUUCCCUCAAGUGAAGAGGAUUGAUAGCAUCCCAGAGCCUUCUUGCAGAUAAGAUCUAAAACUCUUUUUUAUGAGGGUAGACCCAAACACAGAAAAAGGCCCAGUCACCCAGCACUUUAUUCCCUUGUCCUAAUAGAAUUUCACCAUCAGCCUGUUGCAGGUUCCGGUAUCUAAUGCUCUCUAUUUGCUUUCAUUGAAAGUAGUCGAGGGCUAAAUUUUCCAAGUGGGCUGUGCUAUCAGAUUAGUGUUUAUCUGUUGCAUUACAAAUAAUAUCAUAAUAUUUAAUCAUUAUGAUCUUGAUCAUUAUCAUCUUGAUUUAUCUCCCUGGUCCAUAGGAACAUGUAGGGAUAGAUCGAAGAUGAAUUAUGAUCAUGAAUUUGAUACCUAUACGUCCUCAUGAGAUAAUCAUUACGUCAAAAUAUCACACAUGAAUUCUACAAUCUGAACAAUACUGGGCCAAUGUGAAAUAUGAAUGACAUGAGUGUGAACCCUGUCCCUGGCUUAUGAAAGCCACAAAUCUCAUAUACAAUUGUAGUAAUGACCUAAUAAUGACUUGUUUUCAAUAAUAUCUGUAAUUUACUCAAAAAUGGCAGUAAGGUUCAAAAGGAAUGGACAACCCAAGUGGCAGGAGGCCUAUAAAAAUUAACCCAUGGGAGCCCAACUUCAAUUCGCCAUUGAUUACAGAGCUCUGUGUUUAUUCCUAGGGCAGUUGCUCCUUCUAAUGAACGUUCACAGAUACAUAGGCACACAGGAGUUAGAGGUCUGAGGGGCCUAAUCAUUCUCACAUAUUUGUCUUUUUCCCACGUCACCCAAAGGCGCAUAAUCCAAAUCAGAAGCAAGUCAGAGGGAGAGGGAAGGAGAGUCCAUUGAGAAUGCCUAUAUCUUGUGCAAGCUUUGCUGCUAAAGUCCCACAUGUCUUCGGUGAGAGAAAAAGGAAUAACAGCAGCUUCACCCCCACCCAUGUAGGAGGUUUCUUCCUGUUCUUCAAUCUCCACAAUAGAAGCCGCAAUAUCCCUUCCCAAAACAUUGCUUCUGUCUCUAAUCACACCCACUCUUGUUUGACAAUGGAGGGCCAGUACCAGACGACGGUUGCAUGCCCAGAAGCAGACAAGUAUCGCAAAGAAUUGGAUGUUGCUGUCAGAGCUAUUCAGAUGGCAUGUUCUCUCUGUCAGAGAGUGCAGGAAAGUUUGAUUUCUAAGACCAAUAGUCAGAUUCAAUCCAAGGAUGACAAUUCUCCGGUCACUAUUGCAGAUUGGAGUGUCCAAGCAACUGUCAGCUGGCUACUCUCCAAGUGUUUUGGGAGUAGAAAUGUAUCCAUAAUGGCUGAAGAAGAUGUUCAAAAUAUCUCCAAGGCAGGUACAGCAGGACUCCUAGAAGCUGUGGUGAAAACUGUGAAUGAAUGUCUAGCUGAUGCACCUCGAUUUGGAUUAAUAGGUCCAGAAAUGGUCCUUGGGACAAAAGAGGUUCUUGAGGCCAUCAGUCGAUGCAACUCAGAAGGGGGCCAGACUGGAAGAUUUUGGGUGCUUGACCCUGUUGAUGGCACAUUAGGCUUUGUACGUGGGGAUCAAUAUGCCAUUGCCUUGGCAUUGAUAGAGGAUGGAGAAGUGGUGCUUGGAGUUCUUGGGUGUCCUAAUUACCCAAUGAAGAAGGAAUGGUUGAGCUACCAUCACCGCUACUAUAGGAUUAUAUCCAAGUUGACUCCACCGACAUCUGAUUCUUGGGAUAAAGGUUGUGUAAUUUAUGCUAGGAGAGGCAGUGGCAAGGCUUGGAUGCAGCCAUUACUCAAUGGAAAUAAGAAGCUUGAAUGGCCAAACUCUGCUAGGCCAGUUCAAGUGUCCUCCAUUGAUAAUCCAGCAUUGGCAACCUUCUGUGAGCCAGUUGAGAAGGCAAAUUCAAGCCAUUCCUUCACAACAGGACUGGCUCACAGCGUAGGGCUUAGGAAGCAACCGUUACGUGUAUACAGCAUGGUGAAGUAUGCAGCCAUAGCCCGUGGUGAUGCAGAGAUUUUUAUGAAGUUUGCAAGAGCUGGCUACAAGGAAAAGAUAUGGGAUCAUGCAGCUGGGGUUGCUAUCAUACAAGAGGCUGGUGGCAUGGUAACUGAUGCCGGAGGGCGUCCAUUGGACUUCUCAAAGGGAAUAUACUUAGAAGGUCUUGAUCGGGGAAUAAUUGCUUGUUCUGGAGCCAAAUUACAUGACAAGAUUAUUAUGGCUGUUGAUGCUAGCUGGAACUCCUCUAGUCUAUGAGGUACUGCUGUACAUCACCAAUAAGAGCAGAAGAUACUCAAAUUUAGGCAAAGUAAGGAAACUUUUCUUGUUCAUUUCUCAUUCUGCAUUUGAAGGCCAUAAAAAAUUUAAAAAAAAAUUGAAUUAAAAAAAAAAAAAUCAGUGAGCUUCAGUGAUAACUGGUUUUUGAUGACCAUAAAGAAAUGAGGUCUUUCUAUUUUGAUUUGCAUGCCAUUGAGAAUUAGUUCUGUUUUAUUUUGCAACAACUUUUUUUUAGUAAAAGCAAAUUUGAACAAUUACUUUUCAAAUGUUCACUGAAGCGAUUCACUUUCAUUGAAUUACACAACUGUUAACCCUGAACUGCCAUAAUAUUUUCAGCUUGAUCUCCCGUUUCUGGAAUGGCAAACUGGAUUGCAGGGAACACAAAUUGCUUCAAAGGAGUUGCUGAAAGAAAGCAACUGGUAAAUCUAGCAGUGUUAGAGAAUCUUUGACUGUGAAUAUCAGGUGUGGAUGGCUUACUAGUCUGCUGAUUGUAGAAAUAUCGCCAUGGUCUGUUUCAUCUUGUAAAUGAUCCUUCACUUGGGAUUCCUUUCAUAGCUUAAGAGUGUACGGAAGUCACAGAUGCUUGAUUUUUCAUCAAUGGCAUGUAUCUUUUGCAAUAUAGUUAAUAUUUACGAGGAUCAGAGUCA